Molecule: messenger RNA, 720 nt
Organism: Impatiens glandulifera
Lineage: Eukaryota; Viridiplantae; Streptophyta; Magnoliopsida; Ericales; Balsaminaceae
Product: intracellular ribonuclease LX-like
Exons: 4
Coding region: 1-720 (239 amino acids)
Biological process (GO): RNA catabolic process
Cellular component (GO): extracellular region
Molecular function (GO): ribonuclease T2 activity; RNA binding
Source: RefSeq, a predicted model, not a curated record
AUGAAGCUUGUGAGAAGUUGUUCAGCAUUUAUUAUAAGUCUAGUUAUUAUAAUAGUUGUAUCUGAACCAAGGGCUCAUUCCCUUAGCCGUAAAUCAUAUGGUGUUUAUUAUGACUUCUUCUACUUUGUUCAACAGUGGCCAGGAGCUUACUGUAAUUCUAUGUGGGGCUGUUGCUUCCCUAAGACAGGAAAACCAGACGAGGAUUUCGGCAUUCAUGGCCUUUGGCCUAAUUUCAACAACGGUUCACAUCCUCAGAGUUGUGACUCCGACAACCCUUUUGAUAAGUCUAAGAUAGUUGGUUUGAUGAGAAGAAUGCAAGUUCAUUGGCCAACUUUGAGAUGCCCAAGUGGAAAUGGCUUCAAGUUUUGGAUUCAUGAAUGGAUCAAACACGGUACUUGCUCUGCGAAUGUCCUAAACCAACGGUCCUACUUUCUGAAAGCUCUCGUCUUUAAGAACAAAUCCAACCUCCUCCAACACCUCGAGGACGCUGGAAUAUAUCCGGAUGAUGGGUUCUAUAGAGCGAAUGAUGUGGAUGCGGCUAUUGAGAAAGGGUUAGGCGUGACACCCUACCUCGAGUGUAAUUUUGAUGGGAAAGGAAACAACCAACUCUUUCAAGUCUAUCUUUGUGUAAACAAAUUUGCAACAACCUUCAUUCAAUGCCCUGUCAUGCCAUAUGCUCAAAGUUGUGCUUCUAGUGUCCAAUUCAAAAGUUUUCUUUAA